GACGCUAAAUUUGUAUUAAAUUAUUCUCAAAUGAGAAAAAGCAAUGCGACCCUUCCGCCAUGUUCUCUCUAAAGAGAGCGACAAUCGAAGAUAAUGAAACGAAAAAGCUGAUACAAAAUGAUAAAGAACUUAGUGUCAGCAAAAUUCAAAGCAACCGUUUGUCAGAGAACUUCAAACGAUGCAUUCCAAGGUCUUGGGCAACAAAGCUGUAUGUUACUGAGAAGCCAUUUCCUAACUGCCUAUUGAAGAGUAUCAUUGGUUUCCUGGGCGGGUUUGCACUGACCUAUCUUUGCUUCAUUUUCUUUGUAUUUCAAUUAUCAAUAUCUUUGCUACAUGCAACGUUUAUGAGUUCUAUUAUUGGCGUAUUACUCACACUUGGAUUGGCCUUUAGCAACAGAAUAAGAUGUCUGGUGUUGUUGCUGAUACCUCAGUUCUUCUCCCGCAUAGGGAGAUACAGCUUGACCUGCUAUGCCCUGGUUCUCAUCCUGACCGGACCUGCAACCAACAGCUUGAGGAAUUCUGAAGUUCUAACGGAAUCCAUGGCUUGCAGUCAGGAACAGAUAAAGUUGAGCGUGCGACAAGUCAGUGACUCUGUGAAAAAUCCUUUCCGAGUCAUCAAAGAGAACGUGCAGUCGAUGUUGGCGAAGAUGAACCAGGUCAGAGCAGGUGUUGGGGUUACUCUGUCAAGAAUCAAACAUCUUGUGCAUAAUAUCGGUGACGCAAUACAGUCCACAUUUACAUGGCUACGGGAGAAGGCGAACUCUUGCAACAAAAACCUUGGCACUCCUUACGACCACUGCAUCAACGCACUGAAAAGUGGUGUUCCCAGCUGUAAGAAAGUUCUGGGGCCAAUGUAUACCUGGCUCUGCAAUAUAUCAAUAGCAGAACCCGCUUGUGGGGUCGCCAAGAGACAUGAGACUAUAUGCGUUGUUGAAGACUUUGCUGAAAGCUCCUUUUCUGCUACUGUUCGGAGAAAGCUUAGAGACUUCAUGCAGCGGAUUAAGGACAUGCUAUUUGUGCACAUUGAAUUCCGCAACACGUAUACGAUAAGUGGCAACACGAGUCACGCUGCGAGUCAACUGGCAGCCGGCAUCGUCACCGAGAUCCGGAACCGAGCUGAUUCGCUACUGACCUGGCUCUCUUGGAGCUCUUGCCUCGCCAGCUUCUUCUUUCUACUGAUUAUCUUCAGAGCUAAAUACUACCAGCAUAUGUACGAAACUCGAUCCAGGUACGACAACCGAUAUUUCACAAAGGAGUUUUAUGAGCUCGAUUUGAAGCGGCUUCAAGAGGGACGAGAUACUAUCCUACCUCUGAGCAGGAGAGAGAGAACCAAAUAUAUCCCAAUGUCGUCACUGAAACUUAUACCAACGGAAAAAGUGUUUCUGACCAGAUCUGUUGUAUUCAUGAUGAUAACAACCUUCAAGCUGCUCAUCCACAUGAUCGCAGACUACAGCCUCUACUGGGUCCUCAUCACCAUACGGCAGAAUGGGAAAUACCAACCACUAACUGGUCCAUUUGACACUAUCAAAGUAUUGGGAACAGGAUUUCCUGCAGAACUUCUAAAGUCCAUUGUCAAUGCAUUAACAGUACCUUUGUAUGUCUCCUCUACAUCGUCUACCAACUGCCUGCCGAAUCCAUUUACGCCAGAUUUCAGACGGUAUAUCCAAAUUGGAGUUCUCAUUAUUAUGCUGUGGCUCUUUGCAUUAUUCGAGCCAUACGGUCUGAGACUGCGCCACGUGAUUAUGGGCCACCACAAUCCAGAGCGGGCGAAAGCACGCGCCAAUUGGCUUUACAACCACAUAUUGAGGACCAGAGCUAGCUUCAUGAAGUUGGCAAGACGGAAGUUGCACCGGGAAUUCAAAUAUCGCACCGAAGAGCAUCUUACAUUCACACAUUGGCUGGAUUCUCAUUUACCGUGGCGAUGCCUUCGCUACGUUCUGGGAACCUUGCCAAAGGAGCCACACUGCCUGCUUUGCGAUAUUACAGAAACAGAAUUAGACGCAGGCACGGAAUUGAACAAAUGUGGAACGCCAUCCUGUCCCGGAAUAUAUUGCAGAAGUUGCUUCACUGAUAUAGGAGACCUGUGUACGAUAUGCAUGUCUCCUGAAGAAUACGGGGACUACAGUGACAUUAGCCUAGAGACAGGAUCUACAGAUGAUAGCAGCGAUGAGAGUGAACUAAUAGGUGAUUCCAGUAAAGAUUUUCUGCACCUUACAAUAAAAGAUAGUGCCAGAAAUAGAACACGAAAUACACAACAAUUUGAUGCUAAAAUUCCCAAACAAUCUAAGGGAAAUGUGAAUGAAGAGACACAUUCAUUAACAGCUUAUGUAAAUGAUAAUGGAUGUAAAAGAUUUAAUGCUAUUGAUAAGUGUCAUGUUGGAAAUAAAGAUUCUUUAUAUGUGGUCGUAAACACUCUCCUAGAGUGUAAAGGUGAACCUUUCCAUCAAAAAUCGAAGAAAUCUAAACAAAGUUGCAGCAUUAACCUAAGUGGUAAGUUCAGCUUCAAUGAUCUGUGUUUGUGCAAAUUAAAGAACUUUCACAAAAAAAGAUAUAAUCCCCAUAAAAAUAGAAGGCGGAACCUUGAAUUUAGUACACAGCGGCCGUUUUGUCAAUUAUUUACACAUUUUUACAACCCUAAUCCUCAAUUAGUGUGUUUUCAUGGAAAUUUGCGUAAACCUAAAGGAAACCCCAAUUAUUUUAGUAAAAAUUCUAAGUUUAUAAGAAAACUGAAAUUUCUAAAUUACCGACGAACAAAAUUCAGAAGGAGUUUGAAUAAGAUUCUAAGCAAGACGCUACGAAGUAAAUAUAAAAAUACGACAAAUAAAUUUGGAUGUAAACAUACAAGUGGAGAAUGUGAGAAAAAAAAUAAGAAAAUUAAUAAAAAUAAAGAGGUCACAGAAAAAGAAAAUAAUGUGCACUGUAAAGAUAAUUCUUAUUCCAGAAAAAAUACAAACACGAACAAAAAGAAGCUAUCCAAAAAACAAUUUAAAAUACAUAAAGAAGAUACCCUUACUAAUAACGACAGAAACUCUACUCGUACUAGUACAUUUGCAUGUUUCAAAAAUCUAACAAGCCUAUUUAAGAAUAUAACUCUAUUUACAUAUACUAGAAAUUCGUAUAAAAAACGUGAUAAAAAUUUCAAAAAAAGAAAAAAGAAAGUUGGUAUUGCAUCUAAAUUAUAUAAAAACUUAACAGAAAGUGAAAGUGACAGAAAUUAUAGAAUAUCAGCAUAUUUAUCUGAUUGCCUAUGGGCUAAGGCCAAUAAGAAGGACCUUAUUAAUGGCAUAAUGAUUAAAGAUAGAUUACAGGAUUUUAAUAGAACACCAGAAAGCAAAGUUAUCAUCAAUAAAUCAAAGAAUUCAUUCGCAGAUAGUUCUGACAAUGCUAACCUAGAUGUAAAAAUAAGGAAGAAAAGAAGCAUAAAAGCAAACUUCGUAACAGGAAUAUUGGUGAAAAAUUCAGGCCUUUUUAGAAAGAAGGAAAACCCUGAUUCUCUAUUAGAAAAUAAAUCUGUCUUUAAAAGGAAAGAAGUAGCUAGCGAUAUUCCAAAGGCAUUGUCUCUCUGUUUUUCAGUUGAGUCAAAAGAUGAAAUUAAGGAUAAUCCUGAUAAUCUUUUAAUAGAAACUCAUUUAAAUAAAUCGAAAAAUCAAUUUGAUAAUAAGGCCGAAGAUAUAAAUAAUAGAAUGCAUAAAACAGAUCUUGAUGUAUCCCGAAGAGUAGAUUUUUAUCGCGCACUUGGGAAUGAAUUUGACAGCACGGAUAAGAGUGGACUGAAAAUUCCUGUGGCAAAAAGCUGUAAUGAACAAAAACCUAUGGAACUGAAAUCGCAAGAAAGUCAUGGCAAAUCAUCGGAAAAGGAUGCAAAAUCUGAAGAAAAAUCAAUUCAUUGUUCUUCAUCGAAUACGGUACAUGUAAAUGAGAAAGAGAUCCGUCGCUUUGCCAAGAUAUUAAAAUCUGCUAAUAUUCUCCGAAGUGUAAGAAUAGCUAUCUCGGAGCAUUUUCUGCAUAUAAGGCUGAAAAAUCCACUUCCCAUUAUCAAAGAAACGUAUGCAUUGCUAACUGCAGCCCAAAACAAGAAUGAAAAUAAAUCAAAGAAGUAUAAAGGAGACGCAAUGAAAAAUUUGACGAAAGAAGCUAAAAAAGAAGUUUCAGAUAAAGCUGUUAAAGCGACUCCGCAAGUGUCUUCAAGCUCCUGUCAAUAUAAUGUAAACGAUAUCAAGCAAGGGACAGUGUCCAAGCCAGAGGUUUCAACUAAAAAGCUAACUCAGCAGAGAAGAUUUGAUUCUGAUGGAAAAACUAUUCAGAAAGCAUGUCCCUGCUACUGCAGUACUAGAAAUUGUCAAAUAAAAUGCAAACCACAUAAAGUUUGCUGCAUAUCUCCCUCAAGUAGACAGGAUAAUACCGAAGACAACAGCACCACAGUAUGUAGUGUCGUAGUAAUCACUCAUCCAAAACCACGGGCCCGAAGAAAAGUUACAAAGAUUAAAGUCAAUCUUGUGACUAAAAGCAGUAAAGCAACCACAACUGAGAAAGAUGGGUGCCAUGACAUUAGCACGGCUACUGAAGAUUGGUGGAGUCCUCUGGUUGAAAGGAAGCCAUUGCGUAUUAUUGAUGUUGGAGAUACCAGGAGAAAGAGAAUAAGGAAGAAAGAAAACAAGGGAAUGUACACUGAUAGACGCAUAGUGAAGUUUUUGAGCAAAGCUCAGAUUAUACCGAGCGAAGCUGGUAUAGAAUACGUGCUAUCACCGUCUAAAUAUCUACUUGAGUCGCAAAAAUAUUAUAAUGAGCUGUUUUCAACGAAUCUGUUCGUGCCACAUGCCUUUCCUCUUAUCAUUAAAUCGAAAGAUGGCGAAAAAUUUACAGCUGGUAGGCCGAAAGCUCGCAAAAGUCGAAAAACAAAAAGAUUGGAUGAACCAUCUCGUACAAAGCAUUUCCGGACACACAGUCAGAAUACCCGGUCGCAAGAAACAACUCGGAGCAAGAGCAAUGUAACACAUCAUCAACCAUAGAUCAUAUGAGUUCUUACAGUAAACUACUUUCCAUGAAGCUCCUUCUUUGAUGUCGCUUUCAUAAGAGAGGGGGGUCUUAACUUAAACGUGCUUUUCGUAUUUAAAUUAUUUAGAUACAUGAUGUUGGUACUUAAUACUGGCCGUGUUUAAUUAUUGACAACGAUAUUACAAUGUGAUUAAGCUUUUCUAAACUAUUUUUCAAGAGUUCCUGAUCACUGAUUAUCUAUUGGGUGAACGUCUGUUAAAUAAGAAUUGCCUUACGUUUAAAUCUAAGGCUGAGAUCUGUAGAGGGUAGACUUAGACUUUAAUACCUUGCUGAGUGUGAUAAAACGUGAUCUAGGCUUUUGUAUUGGGCUGUCUUAGCAUAAGCUCAGCAUAAUUUCAACUGUCAAAUGACUAUAAAAACCACUGACCUCCGCUUUAAGCCUCUGGACUGACGGCUGUCAAAUUGCUUUUGUGCCUGUACGAUAUUCGCUAUUUUGGCGCUGUUCGCCAUGUAGCGAGAGUCUGCGGUACUAAAACUAGUGAUGACAACCUCCGCAAAUAUUGAUAGAUGGUGGGAAACUAUUUACAAAAAAAAAUUGUGUACUUUAUUACAUACUUGAAGUAUAAAUACCACGGAAAACGAACGAAAUUAAUUCAAAAUGCAAUAAUUUUUCCUAGACUUGUACGCUUCACUCGUAGCCAUUUGUAUUAUACGUUAAAAUUAGUUCUCUGGACGCUCGCGAGUGCACAAAAAAUUUUGCUGUCAAACAUAUGGAACAGCCUGUCCAGUGGUACCUAUUUGUAGAGGUCAGUGAUAAAAACGAAAUCAAAGAUUAUGUAUGCUAAAUUCACACUCAGUUGAAUUUUUUACGUAAGUAAAGUCUGAGCAAAGUCUCAGUACGUUCUAUAGAUCUCAUUCUUAUUAUCUUCUUGACAUGAAGAAUUAUUUCUUGGUGAAUUUUUAGAAGUUAUUUUUUUUUUCAAAAGUACCAGAAAACAUGAGAUACACGUAUGCAUACAUAUAUUUUGUUACGAUGGAUUGAAUUGUAGAAAAUAUAAAUAUUACCUUUUUGGAAUAUACUAAUUACUUAAGUAGGUAAGUUAGUCGUACACGGUUGUACCACGUACGAUGUGAGAUCUUUUAUUGCAUUAUACGUACGUCUAUAUCUAAUGUUAGAGAAUAAUUAUUGUUGAUAAUACUUAAUAUUACCUAUAUUAUUUUCGAGGUUUUUCUUGG
Messenger RNA from Leptidea sinapis, 6231 nucleotides. Its product is annotated as DC-STAMP domain-containing protein 2-like. NCBI's taxonomy places the organism in Eukaryota, Metazoa, Arthropoda, Insecta, Lepidoptera, Pieridae. The transcript has 30 exons. The coding region runs from base 60 to 5009 and encodes 1649 amino acids. The record is from RefSeq and is a predicted model, not a curated record. Gene Ontology annotation, cellular component: membrane.